Molecule: messenger RNA, 3102 nt
Organism: Oncorhynchus gorbuscha (pink salmon)
Lineage: Eukaryota; Metazoa; Chordata; Actinopteri; Salmoniformes; Salmonidae
Product: alpha-2,8-sialyltransferase 8F-like
Exons: 9
Coding region: 484-1539 (351 amino acids)
Biological process (GO): N-glycan processing; oligosaccharide metabolic process
Molecular function (GO): alpha-N-acetylneuraminate alpha-2,8-sialyltransferase activity
Source: RefSeq, a predicted model, not a curated record
AAUCACAGCAGCAGAUGGAGAGGUUUUAUGGAGCCAUGUCUCUGAGAGGCAGAGGAAGUCAAGGUUGGAGUCUGUGAGAAGAAGAUGUUGAAUUGUAUCACUUUUUGGAAUGGUUUAGCUCUCGGGUCCCAGAUUACUCGCGAGUUAUUGACAUAUUGAAAAAAGUAACAUUUUCUGUGUUUAGGCCGUUUUGAUUAGGGGCAGUUCAGUAGUGCAAUUAACUAUCCCUUCCGCUUGCACUGGAUACGGGGAACUAAGUAAAAACAUGCGUGGGUAUCGCGUAUAGCGACUUGGAUAUGUUUGGAGUGCUAAAUGUAAUCUUGGACCCGGAUGACUCGAGAUAAAUCAUGGGACCAUAGCGCUCACCCACUUCCGCGGUGAUUAGAGGACGCGGCCAUCCACUGCUUUCAACUCCGAGAUGGGUUUUUGGACUCUGUCCAGAAGAGGUUGCAGUGCAGAAGACUGAGAGAGAAACUGGUGACCAUGACUACUAUGAAAAAAGCCAAUGACGCAAGACUACUUGAAAGUACGUGCUCACCGCUGCCCCUAGUGGCCGGUAUUGACGGCAUCUCCCGACGUGGUGGGAACGUUGAAUAUUGCAUUGGAAUUGGAGUGACCUGGUGUGUUUGUGUGUGUGUCAGAGUGGACAUUGGCCUGUUCUCUCAGGAGGUGAGAGAGCUAAUGAACUGUCCCUGGAGACUCAACCUCACACACAGAGAACUACACAGGACAGAGUUGUGGUCAUGCUGUAACGCUUCUGAUAGGCUGAUGGUGACCAGACAGAACACCAAUCAGAACCAGAGUCUGACUUAUGAUGCAGAGAAGUGGAGGAAGAGAAAGGUGGACCAAGCACUAUGGGACAUGUUGCCUCAGACCGUACCCUGGAGUAAAGGUUCAUUGAGUCGUUGUGCCGUGGUGGGAAGUGGAGGAAUCCUGCAGAACAGCAGCUGUGGAGCGGAAAUAGACAAUGCUGACUAUGUCAUCAGGUUUAACCUGGCUCCUAUCAACAAGAGUUAUGACGUGGGAGUAAAGACAGACCUCAUAACGGCCAACCCUUCCCAGAUCAAUAAAAGAUACCCUGACCUCCAACGGAACCCUGGACCACUGAUGGAAGUCAUGUCAGCCUAUGGCCACACCCAUCUGCUUCUCCACGCCUUCUCUUUUGGUUUCGGGACCUCCCCCUGCUUCAAGGUGUACCACGCCCUCCGUAAGGCCUGCACCCAACAGAAAGUGGUGUUCUUUCACCCAGACUACCUGCUUAAGCUGGACAAGUUCUGGCGUCACCGCGGGCAACGAGCCCCACGGCUCUCUACUGGUAUGAUGCUGGCCAGCACUGCUCUGGAGAUCUGUGAACAGGUUCAUCUGUAUGGCUUCUGGCCCUUCCCUCUGGAUCUAUCCAAAAAUACUUUGCCACAUCAUUACUAUGACAACGUUGGUCCAAGUCACUUCAUGCACGCCAUGCCUGAAGAGUUCCUGCUGCUAUUACAACUCCACAGCCAGGGGGCACUACAGCUACAUGUUGGACCCUGUACACCCUAACAAGCAGAUGGUCAGGGGGCCAGAACAUAAUUCUAAUAAUUUGCACAGUGCAAAUUGACCACAACUAAGCCCCAAAAUAGGUUAUAUUUGAAAAUAACAAUCAUUCCAACAAUCAUAACGUGUCUCUUUUUUAAGCUCCAAGAAAUCUCACGCCUGUUGCCGACCCCUGCCUUACACCCUAACCCCUUCAACUAUAACCUAAAUGUCUCUAUUUAUUUGAUUUUUUAGCCUUAUUUUAAUGGUGAGUUGACUGAGAAUACAUUCUCAUUUAAAACAACGACCUGUAACCCCUACACCACUACAACUCCAAAGCCAGGGGGCACUACAGCUACAUGUUGGACCCUGUACACAAGCAUAAGCGACACAAGCGGCUGCCAAGGGGCCCCCGAAACAACAAUAAUAACUGUUGGGGUCUCAACUUACAGUUGAGAGUUAGAAUAGUACAUGUUUUUGUUAGGGCUCUAUUCAAUCCAUGUCCCAGAAAUUCAGAAUUACAGCGUGAUUGAAAUUUAAAUGCAAUGUUCCACAUUAGCGGAGAUUGCAUUUACGGUAAACACUGCAGAUGUUGGCUCAAUAGGAAAUUAGCAAUACAGAUUCAAUAGAAACCUUAGUGUUGCCAGUUAUCUAAACUGGUAGUCAUCAUGGCCUAAUACCGAUCGGGCACGUGCCCUAGGGCCCUGACCUCCAAAGGGCCCCCAUUGACCUUGUUUGUCACUCCAAUAUCAUUAACAUGAAAGUCAUUGCAAAAAAUAUUAUUGCAGGAAAUGUGCUUUAAAACUGCAAAAAAAUGUUCUCUACCCUAUGGCAAAAUUGGUAAAAUUCCAGGACAUUAGCUUUAAAAUGGCAAGAAUUUAUCUCCGCCCCAUGACAAAAUGUGUAGAACUACAAAAAACUUGCAGGGGCCCCCCAACCAAAUCUUGCUUAGGGCUGGCCCUGCCUGUACACCCUAACCCCUUCACCAUAACUCCUACACCCUAACCCCUUCACCAUAACUCCUACACCCUAACCCCUUCACCAUAACUCCUACACCCUAACCCCUUCACCAUAACUCCUACACCCUAACCCCUUCAACAUAACUCCUACACCCUAACCCCUUCACCCUGACUCCUACACCCUAACCCCUUCACGAUAACUCCUACACCCUAACUCCUACACCCUAACUCCUACACCCUAACUCCUACACCCUAACUCCUACACCCUAACUCCUACACCCUAACUCCUACACCCUAACUCCUACACCCUAACUCCUACACCCUAACUCCUACACCCUAACUCCUUCACCCUGACUCCUUCACCCUGACUCCUUCACCCUGACUCCUACACCCUGACUCCUACACCCUAACCCCUUCACGAUAACUCCUACACCCUAACCCCUACACCCUAACUCCUUCACCCUAACCCCUUCACCCUAACCCCUUCACCCUAACCCCUUCACCCUAACCCCUUCACCCUAACCCCUUCACCCUAACCCCUUCACCCUAACCCCUUCACCCUAACCCCUUCACCCUAACCCCUACACCCUAACCCCUACACCCUAACUCCUACACCCUAACUCCUACACCC